AUGAGUGACACCUUAUCCACCCCGACGCCGCCGCAAGACGCCUCGAACCGGCCGAAGCGGCGCAAGAUUGCGGUAGCUUGUGACGAGUGCCGCUCGCGCAAGGUGCGAUGUGACGGCGUUCAACCUGUUUGUGGGCCAUGUGCAAAGAGAGCGGAUAGAGGCGCUCAAUGCAAGUACACAAGCGAGCCGGAGAAGAAGAAGGCAGCACAGGACUAUAUUGCGAGUCUGGAGAAUCGGAUUAGACAUUUAGAAAGUCCGGCUUAUUUUUCUGGGUCCUCAGAAGCUCAUAGCUUCGAGGGGUCUGGUCACCCGUCUGUAUGCUGCAAAUUCCUCUGCCGCUUUCGCGGCGAUCUCUUCGACAAGUCUAACGACUUCGAACAGGCUACAGCCCCGAACAGACCAUUAGGCUCAACAACGAUACCACUUUCUCCAUCCUAUACAUCUAAAGUGUUACCACCGCCUCAGACUAGGAUCUCUUUUCGUGCCGAUCCAGGCCGCUCUCCGUUGUCAGGUUUUCCUGCUGAUAACCAAGGAGGCAACGCCAACUCCCUGCUGAGUGGAGCGAGAGACUUUACUCGCCGUUUCUCUGAACCAUCUGAAUCCACGGACGGAGUGAAUGCCAUGAUGGGCUCUGUGGAAGAGCGGCCUUCACAAGAAUUCUUCGGCAGCUCAAGUGCCGCGAGUUUCAUGCGCCAGAUCAAGACUGCGGUGGACAAGAGAGUCUCCUCUCCAAGUCAACGUACUCCAGAGAUUGCCGCAGAGAGCCGUCCCCGCUCGAGUUUAAUUUCGCCUCAGAAGGAAAGGCAAAGCGCUAUUCAUGACUACGUGCUUCCCCCUCGGAAAAUCGCAGACAAUCUCAUGAACGUGUAUUGGCAUUAUGUCUUUCCUCUGUACCCACUCGUCGAUAGCAUUCGUCUCAGGGAGGAAUACUCACGGAUAUGGACAGGAGAACCCUUGCAAUCCGACGAAAACAUGUUAAUGUGUACCUUCAAUGUCAUCUUCGCUCUUGCCUGCCAACUUGCUGAUUUCAUUGUACCAGAAGAGCGUGAAGCCUCAGCGGCUGCAUUCUUCUCACGUGCCAAAGACCUUUUGCAUUUCAACCUGUGGGACUCGGGGUCGGCUGCCCUAAUCCAGUGCCUGCUACUGAUGGCACAGUAUCUUCAGAGCACCAAUUCAGCCCAUCAGUGCUGGAUUGUUACCGGUCUAGCUGUCCGAAAUGCCCAGAGUAUGGGCUUGCAUUUACCACAGACCAUUGCUUGUCUCCACAGCCCACAAGAACAGCAGUUGGCGCGAAAGAUCUGGCACGGUUGCGUUCUCAUGGACAGAGUAAUCUCAAUGACGUUCGGCCGCCCUGCCAUGAUCUCGAAAGCGUCAUGCGGCUCCGUUCCUCUACCAGCAACCGUCGAUGAGGAGUAUAUCGCAUCAGCCUCGGAGAGUAGUGUAGAACAACCAGCUGACCAGCCAUCUAUUAUGGCAUUCUACGCCAAGUCCCUGGAGCUCUACGAUAUCCUGAACGAUAUCCUUCUGAGUCUCUACAAGCCCGUCGUAGAAGAUAGCCCUGACGAUGUCUAUGAUUUGUACUUCAACAGAGACACGAGCGAAGAUGAACUAACCAUAUUUCAACUCGACCGUGCCCUAACCAGAUGGACGCGCAGUCUUCCGGCCCAUUUGCGCGGUGAGCCCGUCUCGGGAUCGAAUGGUAUAAUCUUCUACCGUCAGAGUGUCGUGCUACGAGCAAGGUUUCUGCAUGUCCGAAUGCUCCUCUUCCGACCAAUCCUCUCCAAGUACUGCAUAGCCCGCGAUCUGCCCUCAGAUCCACUCAUAUCACUCACCGAUUCCUUUCCCCAGAGGGUCGCGCUGCAAUGCUCCAUCAUCUGCGUCAAUGUCGCUCGCGAGGUCAUCGAGUUGAUCCACACUAACAUUCCCUGCGAUGGAACUUCCGGGCCGCUUCCGGCUUGGUGGUAUAAUAUCCUAUUUCUUGUCGCCAGCCGCCUAUGCCCGUCAGUCAUAGAAGAGGUAACUGAAGCAGCCAUCACGCGGUCGUGGAACUGCGCGUUGGAGAUCCUACGAAAAUACCAAAGCUACAGUACCUCCGCUCGGCGAUGCGUGGCCGCACUAGAGAUCCUCUACGAGCGGGCCAUUUCUGAAGCUCCUGCUGGGGAUAUUCCACCGCAGUCGCAAUCUGGCGUAUCCAUGGCCAAUACGAUUGGGGACAUGCCCUUGGGCGAAGGCAUGAAUACAAGUCUUUUGGAAGGCUUUGACUUGCCUGACUUUCAGGAUAUGUCGUGGCUUAAUAGCGUUCCCAGCCAUCUAUACUGA
This is a messenger RNA of Aspergillus nidulans FGSC A4, 2319 nucleotides long. RefSeq names its product transcription factor domain-containing protein. Gene Ontology annotation, biological process: DNA-templated transcription; regulation of transcription by RNA polymerase II; regulation of DNA-templated transcription. Gene Ontology annotation, molecular function: zinc ion binding; DNA binding; DNA-binding transcription factor activity, RNA polymerase II-specific. Gene Ontology annotation, cellular component: nucleus. The record is from RefSeq and is a predicted model, not a curated record. The transcript is spliced from 6 exons. Bases 1 to 2319 code for a protein of 772 amino acids. Lineage: Eukaryota; Fungi; Ascomycota; Eurotiomycetes; Eurotiales; Aspergillaceae.